Schistosoma mattheei is the source of this 4939-nucleotide messenger RNA. Lineage: Eukaryota; Metazoa; Platyhelminthes; Trematoda; Strigeidida; Schistosomatidae. The record is from the annotation of a GenBank genome assembly.
AUGAAUUUAGUGGAAACAAUUAAAAAUACUAUUUCAAUUAAUUUAUUUAAUGGUGGCAUUCACAAUUUGUAUAAUUUAUUAUCAUCUAAGUCAAUAAUGUUCAAUGUAAAAUUAGAAUACUUCAAUAACUUCAUGAAAUAUUUCACUAAUGAUAACAUGAUCAACAAGAAUGUGAUGAACAGCAAAAAUGAUUGUUAUAGUUGUGUAAAUUCAUAUCUGUUAGAAAGAUUUAGUUUAUUAGAACAAAAUAUUAUCCGUUCAAUCGAGAGUUUGUUUGUAACAACCAAUGAACAUCCAUUCAAAUUCAAAUUAGAUGAUAUUAUCAAACAGUGUAUCAGUGUGAAUUCAUGGUAUAAUGAAUAUAUUCAACUAGAACCAUUAUUCAUUUAUGUUUCUACGUACUCAUUCACUGUAAAAAGAUCUCAUCAGACAAUCUGUAACCAAAUUAACAAUGCUGCUAUUUUGCCAAACACUAUUUUGACAAGUGAUUGGCUUAUUCUUGGUAUUCGUUUACAUCAGCUUAAAUCAGUGUUACAUAUCGUUAUGAAUCAAUGGAUACAUUUUGUAUCUGUAUGCAAUAAUAUUAAUGCUUUGUUAAAUAAUAUGGAAUUAUCAAAUGUUAUGAAUCAAGUAUAUCCACAGAAAUCCGGAUUUUCAUAUAUACAUCAGUCUUUAUGGCCUUUUAAUUAUCAAGAGGUGAUAGACGAGUUGAAAAGACAACAAAUAUUAUUCAACAGCCUAUUUGUUAAUGAAGAGAAAAACUGUUCACAUGAUGUUAUCAAUGGUUUGAUGGAAACAUUUCAAAAUUCAUCAUCUUCAUCGUCUAUCGUUCCUGAUGAAGUGAAUGAUGGUAUUAUACAUAAUUGUUAUAUAACGAAUGAGAUAUUUCUUCCAUCUAGAUCUCCAGUAUUCUGUACAAUAUGUCAUAGAAAUCCUUUUAUAGAUAAUAAUAUUAAUAAUGUAUCUUCCAUGAAUGUGUUAAUCAAUGAACAAGAAGAACGUCUCAAAGCUUUAAAUAAAUACAAACUUGACAACAAAAAGAAUACAUUAAAUUUUAAACAAAAUCAAAUUUAUUUAACUACAUUACAACGUCGAAUAGAUAUGAUUUCAGAAUGGAUUAUACAUUUUAUAGACGAAACAGUACUAUCAUCAUCAUUCAAUGAUGAACUCAAAGAAAACGCAGAAAUGUAUGUAGAUCAAUUAAUGAAAAUUGAAGAGUUACUUCAAAUUUGUCACAGUGAAUAUGAAAAUAUUAUUGUUUAUUAUGUUAAUAAUAUCAAUGUACAAAUACAAUUAGAUUUAUCAAUACUACUUAUAAAUUGUCUACAAGUAUAUAUUAAUCAGUUAACACAAACGAUUAAACAUAAAUGUGAAGAGAUUUUAAUAUAUAUCAAGACAAAUGUGAAAUGUUUAAUUGAACAAAUGAAAAUAAUGUUAUUAGUUGAUGUUGAUAAUAUCAUGUGUAUACAAUAUCCAUGUCAUCGAAUUAAUCAGAGGAGAUGUACUUCAUUGAACAAUAUUCAGGAAAUUCAGUUUAAAUUGUUGUAUAUGACAUGUAUUCAUAAUCAUUUGGUUAAUUUAUGUAAAAUAGUCAAUUGGAGUAGCAUAAAUGCUCAUUCGGAUACAAGAGUUUUACUGCGUCAAUUUUGUUGUUCCUAUACUUAUUUAAAUCGAAUAAAUCAAUACCUUGAAUACUAUAAUAAUACUUAUCAAGAUGAAACUACCGUUUCAAUAAAACUGGGGUCUGGUUCGACAUUAUCUGCUUUGAAUUCACUUCAAGAAGGAUUGAGACAGAAAAAUUCUAUUGAGGCAAAUAUUUUUAAGGAUAUUAUUCCCGAAAAUGAUAUCAAGCCGAUGUCUCCAUCAUUAUUUCAAGCGGAGUUUGAUUAUUCGUCAAUAACAACUGUGAGAUCAUUCAAUAAAGAAAUCCAGUCAAAUGUUGCUGAUCAAAUAGAUUUAGAUAAGAGUUGUUUAAAAGAGAAACAUAGCAGCGUAAUAUCGAGAAAAUCAUCUGAUUUAUUAAUCACUGAGCCAUCUUCAUCAACAUCACCAUCGUUGUCAUCAUCAGCGUUAUUAUUGAUGGAUUCAAAGAAUAAACAGUUAGUCUCCAAAUCAUACACUGCAAAGUCAACAGAUUAUUCUGUUGAUAAUGAUGACAUCACUUCAAAAAUAGUUAUUGAUGAUAACAAAAGAAGUCCUAUUAAACACAAUCCCGUUCAUAAAUUGUGUUCAAAUCCGUCGACUAUUGUCACUAAAACAUUUCAAUCGAAUUCUGAUGUGUAUGAUUUACUGUCUCAAGUUAAACUGAGUCUAAUCAAGGUGGAGCGUCAUUUAAAUGAACUGGACGCAUAUCAUGAUGAUGGUGACGACGACGACGAUAAGAGUGUUCAUUCUGUUGAUCAAGUUGGUGAAUCAUUAUCAUUAGCUCAUUUGGCUACAUCAUGCGAUCAGUUGAUAAAAUUCCUGGGUCAACUUAAAGCUUAUGAUUUUCGAAUAAAUUCUGCGGUAUCUCUAUUGAAGUCAACUGUACCAAGUAGUAGUACAUCACUUGUUGUUACCAUUGAUCAAGACGAAUUAUUGAAUGAAUUGAAUAUUGUUUGGCGAAAACUGAUUGUAGGUACAAAAAAAUGGAUUUCGAAACUACAAUAUAAAUUUAUUUAUGAAAAAAGUUUAAAUUAUUUAAUUUAUGAAUUUGAAAAACAUUUAACUUAUACAAAAAAUCGUUUAGAUUAUUAUUUUCAACAUAUCCAUGUUAUAUUCCCUAAUAAUGAUGAAAAAGAAAAAGAAGAAGAAAGUUUCAAUGUCGAAAAAAAAUUAAAUAAAUCAUCAGAAUCCAUUAUUUCAUCAACGACAAGAUCACCAUUAUUCUCUUCCACAUUCUCAUCAUCAACAUCACCAUCAUCAUCCUCUUCAUUAUCUGAAUUAUUAUCAUGUGCUCAAUUAUUGUAUACAAUUAAAUUACGAUUAAUUGAUUGGCUUAAUUAUACAACUUUAUUAUUAAUGUUAAUAAAGGAUAAUGAGAAGAAUGAUUGGUAUUCCAUCUUAGAUAAUAUAUUAUUACAAUCUAAUGAAGAAUAUAAUAAUAAUGUCGAUGUUAAUUCAUUGAAAAUUGAUCUUGUAAAACUUCAAAUAAAUUUCUUUCAUUUAUUAAAUUUAAAUAAAAAUUUAUGUUUAAAAUGUUAUCAAUUAUUUACAUAUUUAAAUAAUCAUAAUAAUAAUAAAUUAUCAUUCAUAAAUAAUAAAAAUUAUUCUUUACAUAAUAUUACUAAUCAUUUUAUCAUGGAAAAUCAAUAUAUUGAUUUAUCAUUAUUAAUGAAAGAUGAUUAUAUAAUGAAAUCUAAUUCACAGUUAUAUGAUGAUAAUGAUAAUAGUAGUAGUUCAGAAUGCUUUGAAUCUGAUCAUUUUUCAUUGAUAAAGAAAAACAAUCGUUCAAAUUUAUUGGAUAUAGAUUUGGAUUUAGCCAAUUCACAAUUAAACAACUUGAUCGUUUCUAAUUUAUCAUCAGACGAGUUAAACAAUAUUCAUCAAACCCCUAAAUCAAUAUAUUUAAUUGCUAUGGUGAAACCAAAUUAUAAUAAUAUCAUUUUGAAAAAUAACAAUUUAUCAACUAUUGAGAGUAGAAUGCAAAGUGUACAUAAUUUCCAUGCUAAACCUUUGACAAAAUUAUUUGAUCUAAAACAAAUAACUGGUUUACAGUUUUAUCCUUAUCCUGUUCUUCAUCAUGAUAGUAAUGAACAGUCUAAUUUCAGCAAUAAUCUGACAGAAUCAUCAAACAACAAAAUUAGACAAAUUCAAUUUCAUUUUAAUCUAACGAAUUCAAUGCAAAAUAUGUCGGAAAAAUCGAUCAUGCCAAUUAAUACAACUAUCAUCAGUAAUUUCAUGAAUUCACCAAACUGCAUUUGUAUCAUCAGCACUUCUUAUAAAUCAGGUAAAAUAAACAUAAAAAGUACAUUCAAAAUAUCUUACAAAAGAAAUGUUCAUUUAAACGAUGAACUAUUAAUAAAUUCACCAUUGAAUCAAAUGUCUACAAUAUUGAACAGAAAUAUUUGUGAAAUCAAUUGCGCCAAUAAACAUCAUGAUAAUAAUGGUGCUUCUGAUCUUGAUCUUGAUGGUGAUGAUGAUGAUGAUCAUAAUAAUUCAUUAAGUUAUUCAAUUAAUAGUGUAUUUAAAAACAACUAUGAUCACUGUAAAUUAUUUAUUCAAAAAAAACUAUUACAAAACAGUUUACCAUUUAUGCGUAAUAUUAAACCUCAUUUAUUUCCUGUCUAUAGUUCACCUUCAACAUCACCAUCAUCACCUCUUCCACUGCCUGGUUCUAGUGUUCAUUAUUCUCAUUAUCAGAACAGAAGUGUUUUGUAUAGAACAACAUCAUACUUAUCUAAACGUUUAUGUAGUAGUAUAUUCACGAAAUUGUUAUCAUAUUUUAUUUCCUUGUGUAUAGUAUUAUAUCUUAUUAAUUUUCUGGUAAAGUCUUCAUUUUCUCUACCAGAUAAUCUGCUAGUUAUACAUAAAGAAGAUUGUAGACAGCAGACAUCUUCACAAAUAUUCUUUUAUUCAUUAUUGUCAUGGAUUAAACGAAUAGGCGUGGACGGUGUUGAUGUACCACGAAGAAAUGUCAGCUUACUUAGUGAAAAUCCAUUGACUAGAACGUGGCCAGAUAAUGCUCCACCGUUCUAAACUAAAAAUCAUACAAAUAUUCAAUAACCUUAAUAUGUGUAUGAAUGUUCGAUGAAUAUCACUAUAUAUGGUUGAUUAGAAUGUGAAAGAAAGCAUUUUUUUAGUUUAUGGGAUUGUACUUCUCAUUUCUUCCCAUUUAUACAUAUAUGGAAAUAUAUGUAAUAAUAAAAACGCAAUCAGUAUACCUUUGUUUUACUUCUCAUUCAAGAAAUUUUCUGUUCAUUUUGAAAGAGUAUCGAAAUUUACAGCAUGUAUUUUAUCA